AAUUCCCACAAACGACCCAGCGACCAGCAUCGCCUUCGUCAUUACAUCGCAGCGUUCUCUCACUCACACACUCUCUGUGAGUAUCUUCGACUCCAUGAUAUGCUCCUUCGUGAAGCGUGAACUUCGAUUUCUCUUCCGAUUUCUACUGCGUUUUGUCCUUCGAUCCUUUACCAGAGCCAUGGGUUGCUUCCUCGGCUGCUUAAGAGCCGAAGACGAUGACGAUCGCCUCCUCCCUACGUCUCAGCAGCACAAAUCCAGGGGACUUGUGACAUCUCAAAAUCCCCUAUGUUUAUUUCUAUCUAAAGCUUUAAAAAGAAAAGAAGCUUCGCUGCGUCUUGAUAGGGACAAUCUUGGUUUCGGAUCUCAGAUAGAUGACAGGGGGCUCAAGGAAGAGGUAACGUCUCUGAAAACCAGCGAUUCCUCAACGUCUGACAAAUUGAAAGUGUUACCUCGUGGUAAAGAUUCUGAGUCUUCAACGUUUCAUUCUUGCCUUCCCCACAAAUCUUUCGAGAAACUUCAGCUGGAGGUUCAAUCUUCGAUCCCUGCAACUCCAAUAAAGUUUUGUGAAGAAUGGGAAAACGGCAAGGAUUCUUCAGCGCGUACACCUUGCAGUUCUACCGUUGGACACGAUACUCAAUGUGACUCUCACUGCUCAAAGGAUGAAAGAACGAAACAGAACAUUCAUACUGUACAUGGCACUUGUGGCAAUGAGGUUGAAAUUGAUGCAGCGGGGAAAAGCAAGUCAUUACGUUUUGAAGAAUGCGAGGACGACUUGAGUUCCCGUGGAUUUAAACAAUCACCUCAUCCUACCCCAUUAAAAAUAUCUGAUGAGAUGCAGACACCUGGGACUGUUUACCCUGCCACAUUCAAAAAUCAACCAAAUGGUCAUAAGCCUCGAGUUAUUAUCAGCUCCCAGAUUUUGUAUUCGGAUAACCAUCUGGCUAAGAGCAUCUCUCAGUGCGAGAUACUUGAAGAAGAAGAAGAAAUUGUUCACCUUGAUCAAGACUCAGGUGAGCUGAGUAGUUAUAAAAAUGGGUUAAAGGAAGUUUCUUAUGAAAAUGAAUGCAAGGUAGAAGGAAGCUUAUCAGUUAUUAAGGAGGAGAGACACAGUGGGAAGGAGACUUCACAUGAUCAGAUUCCAAACUUAUGCAAAAGUCCUACAGAGAGACCUGUCCUUGGGAUAGUUGCUGCUCGCUGGAAUGAAGAUGAGAAGCUUCAGAUUCCAUCCCCAGAGUCUUGGUAUGACAAUGGCAUACCAAAUACAACGAAUAAGUACAAGGAAGAUCAGAAAGUGAACUGGCAUGCAACACCAUUUGAAGAGAGGUUGGAGAAGGCAUUGUCUGACAAGAGUUUUAUCUCUCAAAGGAACCAUGUAUGUGGAAAACCAAAUACCUUUGAGAACGAAGAUACUGAGAUAUUUCAGCUGCAACCUUCAACUCCUCCAAAUCUGUAGUCUCUUAAUCUCGUUCUGAAAAUUGUUGUAAAUCAUCUUCCCAUUAAAGGUGGCACAUAUACAUCUUUCACGACGAUAUUUCAAAGGUAAUAUACGUUGCACACAGUGGGUGUGUUUGAUU
This is a messenger RNA of Prosopis cineraria, 1574 nucleotides long. RefSeq names its product protein JASON-like. Lineage: Eukaryota; Viridiplantae; Streptophyta; Magnoliopsida; Fabales; Fabaceae. The coding region runs from base 95 to 1453 and encodes 452 amino acids. Gene Ontology annotation, biological process: male meiosis II. The record is from RefSeq and is a predicted model, not a curated record. The transcript has 7 exons.